CGCCCCAGCGAAGAGCCAAAGCUCCUACACCCCAGCAAGCAAGCAGGCAACCAGACAAGCAAGCAACAAAGGCUAACAAAACCACGGCCAUGUCGUCGUCGCCGCGGUAUACAGGCCCCGUAGUCCGCAUCACCCCAACGCUGCUCUACGUCCAUCGCGCAAGGCACAUCCCCGCCAUCUACAGCCGCCGCGCCGACAAGUCGAGCUUCUACAUCACGGGGGCCUGGGGCAAAGUCGAGUCGCUCUUCAACAUGCGCGACGCCGGGGUCCACGCGCGCGCCCGCAAGAUCAUCGCCGUGCCGUACAGCUUCUCCAACGUGCAGCGCAUGGAGCCGCUCGUCGACGAGCAGGUGCGGCGCUGGAUCGACAGGAUCGACGCGUCCUUUGCCGCACCGCCGCUGUGCCGCGAGUUCAACUUUGUGCCCUGGGCCUUUUACCUCGCCUACGACGUCGUGUCCUCGGUGGGCUUCGGCGCGCCGAUCGGCUUCAUCGAGCAGGGCAGGGACGUCUUCGGGCUGGCGCGCUGCGUGGGCGACGGGAUGCCCGUCUUUGGCCUCAUGUCCAUCUUUUGGCCGUUUACCGAGUGGAUCAAGACGACGUUCCUGGGCAGGUAUCUCGUGUCCAGCCCGCAGGACAAGACGGGCUUUGGGGUGGCUCUUCGCUUCCGAGACGAAGUCGUGGAGCAGCGCCUCAAGGAUAUUGCGGCGGGAAAGGCCAGCGACAGGAGGGACUUUUUACAUCACUUCCUGGAGGCUCGGGACGCCGACGGCAAGCCUCUCGACAUCGAAUACGUCAAGGCCGAGGCCAAUCUGACCCUCGUCGCCGGCGGCAACACCGUCGGCAGCUCACUCAACUCGUUCCUCCAAAACAUCCUCAUGAGACCAGACGUGUACGAGAAGCUGACAUCGGAAAUCGACGACGCGACCAAGGCCGGCAAGCUCUCGGCCGCCAUGCCGCAGCACGCAGAGGUCAUGGAGCACUGCCCGUACCUCGUCGCCUGUCUGCGGGAGUGCAUGCGCAUCGACCCAGAGGCACAGACGACCAUGCCGCGCAUCGUGCCCCCAGGCGGGCUCGAGCUGUCCGGCUACUUCAUCCCCGCGGGAACCGAGGUGACGUGCAGCCCGUGGCACGCGCACCACGACACGAGCAUCUACGGCGACGACGUCGAGUCGUUCCGCCCGGAGCGCUGGAUGUACGACCGCGACAGGGCCGUCGAGUAUCUCAAGUACAGCAUGAACUUUGGCUCCGGCGUGCGGUCGUGCCUGGGCAAGGACCUCGCCAUGAUGCAGCUCUUCAAGGCGGGGAUCCUGCUUCUGCGCUCGUUCCGCGUCGAGUUUGUGGAUGAGCGGACGCCGGUGCGCCGUCGGAUGAAGGGCGGGCUGCGUAUCUUUGAGGAGAUGAGGCUGAGGAUCGAGCGGCGCGCGCCGGUGCUGUGAUGGAGCAUGUUGUUGAAACCGAGAGGCUUACCUACCGACAUCUCAGAAAGGCAAUUCUGUUGGCGGCAAGGUCUCUAACUUAGUUGCUCCCAUGUUUGGCUCGUCGCAACGCCCCCGUGGCUGUGACGGAAAUUCACCAGAAGUCAUCCCACACCAUCAUGUCAAGGCAAC
Molecule: messenger RNA, 1607 nt
Organism: Purpureocillium takamizusanense
Lineage: Eukaryota; Fungi; Ascomycota; Sordariomycetes; Hypocreales; Ophiocordycipitaceae
Exons: 2
Coding region: 90-1436 (448 amino acids)
Molecular function (GO): monooxygenase activity; heme binding; oxidoreductase activity, acting on paired donors, with incorporation or reduction of molecular oxygen
Source: RefSeq, a predicted model, not a curated record